UAUAAGACUGAAUUGGUGAUAAUGGACGUGAAGACUUUAGAACCUUACGCUAUUAUAGGAUUCGACGGAUCAGCAAUAAAAGGGCUAAAAGUCCACCCUGAUGGAGAUCAUAUCGUAUACCCCAUGGGCAACAAGGUCUGCAUUCAAGAAUGGAAGAACAAGAAGAUGCACUUCCUCAGCGGACACACCAACAGCGUGUCAACAGUGGCUGUCUCUCCCAAGGGAACUUACGUUGGCUCCGGACAAAUUAACCACAUCGGCUUCAAAGCAUCCGCCAAGAUUUGGGAUUUCAAAAAGAGAAUUAUGAUUGGCAGCCACGAAUUACAUAAGGUGCGUGUGGAGGCGCUGUCGUUUUCAUCAGACGAGCGCUACAUGAUCUCGCUGGGUGGGCGCGAUGACGGCUGCGUGGUGCUGUGGGACUGCGCGGGCGGCUCCGCCACGGCCACGACGGCCGCCUCAAAGCUCACCACGGGCGACGCCGUCACCCUCGCGCCCCUCAACCUGAGGCACAGCGCCUUCGUCACCGGUGGCGAUUCCAACUUGCGCGUGUGGAACGUACGCGCAGAGAGCAAGACACUGGAAGUGUUGGACGUGUCGCUGGGCAAGCUGCGGCGCAGCGUGCGCUGCAUCGCCAUCAGCAAGGACGACGCCUAUGGUUACGCUGGUACCACGACGGGCGACAUGAUAAAGUUCUCAAUCAAUUUCCCCGCGGACCCUAGCGCGUCGGUGACGAACUGCAAGCCCAGCCUGAUCGGCUGCCUCGCCAAGUGUGGGCAAUGGAAGAAGAACAAGGCCCCGGAAACCAUUUGCUACAGCCAGGGUAUAGAAGCAAUACUCAUAAUGGACGACGGGUGCCUGAUAGUGGGUGCGGGUGACGGCACCGUGGACGUGCUGGACGAGAUCAACUGGAAGGGGGACUUCCCGAAGGCGAAGGUCGCCGCGCCCAACAAGCCACAUUUCAAAGCUCUGAGGACCGUGAAGGUGCCGGGCUGCAUCACGUCGAUGGAGCUGCUGGAGUCGCCGCAGCGGCGCGGCGGGCAGCGCCUGCUGCUACUGGGCACUCGCACCAGCGAGAUCUUCUCCAUCGACAUGGCCACCUUCACCCUCACGCUGGUCGUCACCUGCCAUCGUUGCGCCAUCAAUGAUAUCGCUUUCCCCAGGGGCAUGUCGGGCGUGUUCGCGACGGCGGGCGCGGGCAGCGUGCGCGUGUGGUGCCUGCAGACGGCGCGCGAGCUGCUGCGCAUCGCCCUGCCCAACUUCUCCUGCUCCGCCGUGCUCUUCUCCGGCGACGGAAAGUCCAUUGUGUCGGCGUGGAACGACGGAAACAUCCGUGCGUUCACCCCGCUGACUGGCCGGCUGAUUUAUUGCAUCUUCAACACGCACAACAAGGGCACAUCCGCCAUAGACAUGACCUCCGAUGGACGGACCCUCAUCUCCGGAGGCUGCGAGGGGCAGGUGCGCGUGUGGGACAUCCGCCCGGAGUGCCAGUCCCUCAAGAAGGUGCUGAAGGAGCACAAGAGCCCCGUGUCCGCCAUACAGGUGUCCCCCAACGAUACGGAGGCCGUCAGCGCGGGCACUGACGGCUCCGCCAUCAUAUGGGACCUCAUUUCGCUAUCGCGCCGCCAGGUGAUGUACGCGAACACGUUGUUCAUGUGUAUCUGCUACGAGCCGCGCGGCUGCCAGCUGCUCACCGGCGGCACUGACCGCCGCGUCGCCUACUGGGAGACGGCCAGCGGGAACCUCGCCAGGGAGCUAGAGGCCAGUAAAGUAGGAGCCAUCAACGGGCUACACAUCACGAAGGACGGGGAGCUCUUUGUGACCGGUGGAAACGAUCAAAUGGUUAAACUGUGGAAGUACCAGGAGGGCAUAUACACACACAUGGGUCUGGGUCACGCGGCCGCAGUCACCUGCUGCCGCUUCAGCCCCGACUCGCGCUACGUGGUCAGCGCGUGCGCCGCCGGCGGACUCGUCGUCUGGAACGUGCCCGAUCAAUAUCUAUCAAAAGAGAAACCACCAUCGGCUACCCAGAAGCCAAUUCAAUCCCCAAAGACACUCCAACAAGAACUACAUUUGCCUCUCGAGGAUAAGACAACCAAGAAACCUGCGACUGAACGACAGUUCAAAGUUCCAGCCGCGCCUUCUAAGGAUGAAAAAAUAGAAGCUAUGAACACAUCCCGGAGCAGCGUGCACUCGUGCUGCCCGUGUGACGUCACGCAGCCCCAGGGCUCCAAAGUGACGUCACCCGUCAAGGCAGAAACAAAGAAGUGUUGUAGACCACCAGAUAAUCUCCCCACAAGGACUACAAGCAAGGACUACAUCAGUGGAAGUGGAGACAGAAAAUAAAAUUAUAUAUGUAACAUAGUA
Messenger RNA from Papilio machaon (common yellow swallowtail), 2364 nucleotides. Its product is annotated as cilia- and flagella-associated protein 52. Gene Ontology annotation, molecular function: protein binding. The transcript is spliced from 16 exons. Lineage: Eukaryota; Metazoa; Arthropoda; Insecta; Lepidoptera; Papilionidae. The record is from RefSeq and is a predicted model, not a curated record. The annotation marks the transcript as partial. Gene Ontology annotation, biological process: cilium assembly.